Messenger RNA from Thelazia callipaeda (thelaziosis nematode), 219 nucleotides. The record is from the annotation of a GenBank genome assembly. Lineage: Eukaryota; Metazoa; Nematoda; Chromadorea; Rhabditida; Thelaziidae.
AUGCAACGGAGUGCAUCCGCGAUGAUGAGGCUAGGCGUCUAUCCUGGAGCAGGAAGCUGUCUGGUUAGGGGCAAACACCCUUAUCCAGACUUGAUGACUGCGAAAGGGACCUUGUGGGGUCCUUGGAAGGGAUGGAGGCGAGCUGAGCGGUACAUUAUUUAUUUAUUGUCUAAACAUCACGGGUCCGAGUGGGUGGUGAGGUGUGGUGGUGAGAAAUAA